This is a messenger RNA of Neltuma alba, 1674 nucleotides long. RefSeq names its product GDSL esterase/lipase At5g14450. NCBI's taxonomy places the organism in Eukaryota, Viridiplantae, Streptophyta, Magnoliopsida, Fabales, Fabaceae. The coding region runs from base 280 to 1428 and encodes 382 amino acids. The record is from RefSeq and is a predicted model, not a curated record. The transcript is spliced from 5 exons. Gene Ontology annotation, molecular function: hydrolase activity, acting on ester bonds.
CCUCAAAAACGAGCCGUAUGAGGCACUUGAUUUUUGUCCCAUGUCAGAGACUCAUGGCACAAGUGUAGCCCUGAAUUUACUGCUGAGGAGGGCCAAUUAGCGAACUUAGAGUGUCUACAAAAGCCUAGAAGUGAAUGAAAUCACGUGGGUUUUGCUCCAAGGCACAUCGCCAAGCUCAUCGCUCUCCCCUGGUUCUGGUCUAGGGUGUUUUUGCGGCUCUAUAAAUAGGUGUGCUCACUGGUUCAAUCUAGCACAGGAUACGCUAAGCCAGGCUUCAAAAUGGGGAUAAAGAAGCAUUUUGUCUGCGGAUUCUUGCUAUUCUGGUUUCUAUGUGUGAGUGGUGUAGAGCAGAAAGGCUCGCCUUUUUGUGCAUUCCCAGCAAUUUACAACUUCGGAGACUCAAAUUCAGACACUGGAGGCAUAUCAGCUUCAUUUGAGCCCAUUUCUGGGCCAUAUGGCUCGGGCUUCUUCCAUAAGCCUUCAGGAAGAGACAGCGAUGGCCGCCUCAUCAUAGAUUUCAUAGCUGAGAAGUUGAAAUUGCCUUACUUGAGUGCUUAUCUGAAUUCACUUGGGACCAAUUACCGGCACGGUGCAAAUUUCGCGACGGGAGGAUCCACCAUCAGAAGGCAAAACGAAACCAUAUUUGAGUAUGGGAUAAGCCCAUUCUCGCUUGACAUCCAGAUUGUCCAAUUUGUUCAGUUCAAAGCACGCACCACUGAGCUCUACAAACAAGCUAAGAACCCAUUCGAAAAAAGCAAGCUUCCAGUACCAGAGGAGUUCUCGAAGGCGCUUUACACAUUUGAUAUUGGUCAAAAUGAUCUCUCUGUUGGCUUCAGAAAGAUGAGCUUCGACCAACUCCGUGCAGCUAUGCCUGAUAUCAUCAACCAGCUAGCCUCUGCAGUGAGACAUCUAUACCAACAAGGAGGGAGGGCAUUUUGGAUACACAACACAGGACCAAUUGGGUGCCUGCCAGUGAAUCUGUUUUACAAGCAUAAUUUACCAGCAGGUUAUCUUGACCAGUAUGGGUGCGUGAAGGAUCAGAAUGAGAUGGCCAUAGAGUUCAACAAACAGCUUAAAAACAAAAUUAUCAAGCUGAGGGCAGAGCUCCCACAAGCUUCAAUCACAUAUGUGGAUGUCUAUGCUGCAAAGUAUGGACUCAUCAGCAAAGCUAAGAAUGAAGGAUUUGUUGAUGCACUGAAGAUCUGCUGCGGAUAUCACGUGAAUGACACUCAUAUAUGGUGCGGGACAAAACAAAUGGUGAAUGGAAAAGCCGUGUAUGGUGCUUCUUGCGAGAAUCCCUUGAAAUAUGUAAGCUGGGAUGGUGUUCAUUACGCUGAGGCUGCUAAUCAUUGGGUUGCUGAUCGAAUCCUCAAUGGUUCUUUGUCAGACCCACCAAUUCCAAUUACCCAAGCAUGUUACAGGCACUAGAAGUCGUGCCAUGAGUUAGAACCGCAAUUCAACUUAUCGAGCAUUCCCAAAGGCAGUCAUGUCGCAAAUAGCAAGCAUAAAUGGAGGUCAUUUCUGUAUUAGGUCAGCAAUGCGCCACGGACCAAUCUAAUUACCACUUUUACCAGUUUUUUUUCUUUUUGAGAAAGAUCUUCUUGCAAAAUGAAACUGUACUAUUCAACGUUAUCAUUUCUUUUAGUAUGGAAGCUUCUUUGUUUCUUGGCAUUA